Olea europaea var. sylvestris is the source of this 1428-nucleotide messenger RNA. RefSeq names its product isoleucine N-monooxygenase 2-like. Gene Ontology annotation, molecular function: oxidoreductase activity, acting on paired donors, with incorporation or reduction of molecular oxygen; heme binding; monooxygenase activity. The record is from RefSeq and is a predicted model, not a curated record. The transcript has 8 exons. NCBI's taxonomy places the organism in Eukaryota, Viridiplantae, Streptophyta, Magnoliopsida, Lamiales, Oleaceae. Bases 1 to 1428 code for a protein of 475 amino acids.
AUGGUGGAGAUGGCGUAUAGACCUACCAUCAUCGAACCCACCACAAAUCGGAGAAAAUCCAGAUCACCACUGCGUGUUACAGAGCACCGAAAAGGAAGAGAUGUAGAGGAAGAGAAUGUGAAGAGUGAAAUCCUUAAAGAUCUAGUAUUAUGUAAUUUGAAUUUGUUUCACAGCUCGACUUCUGAGCAUGCAAAUCAUAUUUACGGUACUGGAAAUGAGUUUUCUCGUGAUUCAUAUAAUGAAACAAUAAGUGAAUUGUGCAAAGAAGGGGAUAUUUAUAGUACCAUGACAUUGCUUUCACAAAUGGAGGCUCUAAGCGUGUUUGAUGAUGAGGUGGUAUUUGUGUUGGGUCUUGAUAUGUUCAUGAAAUCUUGCAUGUCAGUUUCUAGUCAAAGGAGUACGUUACAUUGGCGGAUCCAAUUUUCUGGGUAUAGAUUUUGGAUGUCUUCGUUCCUCCUUUCUUGCAUGCUCAUCUUUGUAACCAUCAAUGGGAAAAUCUUGAGCCAAAGCAAAAAACCACCACUUCCACCUAGUCCAUUUUCCUGGCCUAUAGUCGGAAACCUUCCUAAAGUGUACGCAAACAAGCCUGUAUUCAAAUGGGUAGACGGGGUAAUGGAAAAACUGAAAACAAAUAUAGGCUGCAUCCGUCUGGGAAGGGUUCAUGUAAUAGUGGUAGUUUCACCAGAACUCUCCCGAGAAUUUCUGCAUAAACAUGAUUCUCUUUUCAUGUCAAGACCUAUAACCAUGGCUACUGAAUAUGCAAGCCAGGGAUUCUUGACAACGGGACUUUCUCCAUGGGGAGAACAGUGGAAGAAAAUGAAAAGGAUUGUCAAUCAGGAGUUGUUUAGUCCAACCAGACUUCGGUGGCUACUUAACAAGAGGAAUAAAGAAACUGAUAAUCUUGUUUACUAUAUAUUCAAACGGUGCAAUAAUCCAGAUGGAUCAGUAAUUAAUCUGAGUUUACCAAUCAAACAUUAUGGACCAAAUGUAAUCAGAAAGAUGACUUUUAGCAGAAGAUUCUUUGGGGAAGGUGGAGAAAAUGGAGGACCAGAUAUCGAUGGCCAUGAAAAUAAUGUAAGGAACUCCAUGAACGUUUUUGACAAAUACCAUGAUCCAAUCAUAGAAGCCAGAAUCAAACAAUGGGAAGAUGGUAAGAGAAAAGAAGCAGAGGACCUUCUUGACAUUAUGAUAACGCUUAAGGAUAAAAGUGGGAAGCAACUUCUGUCGAUAAAUGAGAUCAAAGCUCAAUGCAGUGAGUUCUUUUUUGGAGUAGAUGGCCCUGCGGCAGGAGCAGAAUGGGCGCUGGCAGAAAUGAUUAAUCAACCUGAGAUUCUCCAAAAGACAGUCGAGGAAAUAGACAGGGUUGAAGGGAAAGACCGAUGGAUUCAAGAAUCGGAUGUUCACCAAUUAAAUUAUUUGAAGGCAUGA